CCAGCUGCGGGGAACAUGCCUCCAGCGUCCUCCCACCGCCCGACCUGUCGUUCCUGAUCGCUGCUUCUUUUUCGUCUCCUUGUUUUACUGAAGCCAAUCGCAUUAUAAUUCCCUGCUGCAACCCGAGCCUGCUGCAGCCCCUCAUCCCUAGCUGUGUCCCCCACAGCCCCCAACACUAUGACCGGAGUGUUUGACAGCUUGGUGGCAGAUAUGCAUUCCAACCACAUGCCCUCCAGCAGUUACCACAGUCUGCACAAGUCGCAGGAAUCCCCGACACUGCCGGUAUCGACUGCCACAGACAGCAGCUACUACACCAACCAACAGCAGCAGCAGCAGCACUGCGGGGCAGGCUCUCCUUAUGGGCAGCUCGGAUCGUACCAGUUCCAUGGCGCUGCCCUCAAUGGGAUUUCUUAUUCGACCAAGUCGUACGAUCUGACUUACAGUGGCUCUUACAGCUCCUAUGGGCCCUACGGGACAAGUCCUUCCCCGCCACACAACGAUCCGGAAAAGGAAGACUGCGAGCCCGAAGUCAGGAUGGUCAAUGGAAAGCCAAAGAAAGUGCGUAAGCCCAGGACCAUCUACUCCAGUUUCCAGCUGGCGGCCCUCCAGCGGCGAUUCCAGAAAACCCAAUACCUGGCACUGCCCGAGAGAGCGGAACUGGCAGCGUCGCUAGGCCUGACCCAGACACAGGUGAAGAUUUGGUUCCAGAACCGUCGUUCUAAAUUCAAGAAGAUGUGGAAGAGCGGAGAGAUCCCAUCGGAUCAGCUCCCUGUAGGGAGCGAAUCUCCUACCUGUAACUCCCCUCCUGCCACAACUGCCACCUGGGACUUCGGACCGCACCAGCGGUUGCAGGGAGCAGCUUCUGGGUCUGCCCUUCAAAGCUCCAAUUCUGCCUCCAGCCCCAGCCCUUUUCUGGGCAACUACUCCUGGUAUCAAACUUCCAACCCUGCCCCCCACCUCCAGUCCAACCCGUUACUGCAACAGCACCAUCUCCAUCAUCAUCCACCGGCUCCAGUCUCUGCAGGGACUAUCUUCUAGAAAACUGCCCCCUCCCUAUACCCACAUGAGGGGUAACAGGAACUGUUAAACUGGAAGAAAUACCCCCAACACUAGGACAGGUGGUCUUUUCGUGUCACUGAUCACAAGGGCCGUUGGGGAAACCUCAGUAUCAGGAAUCCCACUGGUGAUCUGAUGAAUCCCUUUAUCCAACAAGUCUCAGGAUACCCAUGAAACCAAAGGGUAUCACUGUUAUGUUUUAUUCCCGUACUGUCUGUGAAAUGCAUGAUUUCCUCGCAGAAAAUUAAGGACAUUUUUGGUUAAGAUCAUUCUAAAUAAUUAUGAUGUAGUUUUACUGCAAAAUUGCGAAAAAAAACAAAACUAUAAAACGUGCAUUGGUGAAAUGGAAAGAGAAUUAAAUACUGCACGGAGCUUUAAUUCAGUCCUUAAUAAUAUAAUACACGCAAACAUUCUUAUAUUAAUUGGAUACAUAAGGGAAAGUAAUUAUAUUGCAUUAUUGACACUAGGGAAACGAAAUACUACGAAUUUUAAAUCAACUGGGCAACAUAAACCAUAAAUAAACGAAUAUACACGGAGGUUGCAGAUUUUUUGAACACGGAGAAAUUUGGCAUCUUCAUAGGAAUCUGUAAAUGACAGUUAUUCAGUGAAGGGCGAAAUAAUUUAAAAUGUAGUACAUAAAAACAAAUGUAUUUACUAAGCUAAAUUUACACCCGUGUCCGCACCUCAUGCCCAUGAUUUAAUUAUACCAAAAUUCUACACCACUACAAAGAAUUUGUAUCUGUUUUAUUCGCUGGAGGAAGGCUAAAAUAGCGACAGUGUCAUUAAACGGUUGAAAAUUAAUCUUUGAAGGGAAAAAGAAUGUAUUAUGGUUCCAAAAUUUAAUUUGAUUUUACCGUGUUCUCAGAUCUAGUAAAUAUUUGUUUACCUUAGGAAUCAUCAAAUCACCAGUGCUGUUUAUUUUUUGUUGCUGUUAAGAAAUAGGUGCCUUUUCGGAUGACCUCAUUUUCGAUGUUGACAGAAGAUUUUUAUAUGUAGAUAUAAGAAAGGACGUGUUUAAAUUAUCUUUUUUAAUUAAAAAAAAAUAAUGCAGAAACUUACUCUUUCUGCACGGUAUGUUUGUAAAUGAUGUCGUUUAUGUACAGUUUUGGGUUCGUUUGUAUUGCUGGAAAAAAAAACUAUGACAUUUUAAAAACCCAUAAAAUCAGUUUGUCAGACAUUCCUUCUAUAUUCUGUGAAAUUUCCAAUUUCUUUCGUUUCCCACAGAAUUACUGAACCUGCUGAUUGCCUUCUUUGUGACUUUUUUCAUGAAUCAAGUUUCUUUUCAUAAACCAAUGCUGUUUGAUUAUUUAUUUAGGGUCUAUACCCCUUUUUGAUGUCAUAGUUGUUUCUUUGGGAUUUUUUUUGUACAUUUUUGUUAUGAAAAACUCUAUUUAUAAUAAAAUAUUGUUCCAGA
Molecule: messenger RNA, 2470 nt
Organism: Xenopus tropicalis (tropical clawed frog)
Lineage: Eukaryota; Metazoa; Chordata; Amphibia; Anura; Pipidae
Gene: dlx2
Product: distal-less homeobox 2
Biological process (GO): regulation of DNA-templated transcription
Cellular component (GO): nucleus
Molecular function (GO): DNA-binding transcription factor activity, RNA polymerase II-specific; DNA binding
Source: RefSeq, marked provisional